AUGACCAAAGUGGAGAUGGAAUCGGUAGGUUUGCGUGAAUUUGACCCAGACUAUACAUGGACCUCGAUGGACCAUUGGCAUGCCAAUGCCACCCUGGGACAGGUGCCCAACAUGGUCUCUCGUAUCAAGCUCUCAGCGACCUCGGAUCUUAAGGAGUUUCAUGGUAAAGACCAAGAUGAGGACCGAGCACGCAGGUGGGUGACCACUGUGAAGACCGCGUUCACGAGGGACCAAGCGCCAGAUGGGGAGAAGUGUCUCGUUUUUGGGGAAUUAUUGACUGGACCGAAAUUCCAGAUGCAGUUCGGUGGUUUGGAGGUGCCAGUGGUCCGCCAAUAUUGCCACGCAAAGAACAGAGAAAUCAAUAUCAAGGAUGGGCCGCCCAAGAUUCAAAAGGAACAUGUCGAACACUAUAUCGAGACCUUGGACGACCCCGACUUGGCGUACCAGUUGACCGUGUUACAUUUGGCUGAUGUGGAAGAGUUGGAGUAUGUACUGAGGGCGCGUCAACAGACGAAGGCUCGACGAGGCAAGAUAUUGUUUGGGUCAGGCAAGCUUCGCCAGAAAGCACCAAUUACCCUGACCGGCCAAGGGAGUUGA
Molecule: messenger RNA, 597 nt
Organism: Peronospora belbahrii
Lineage: Eukaryota; Oomycota; Peronosporomycetes; Peronosporales; Peronosporaceae
Source: the annotation of a GenBank genome assembly